CAUAAUAUUGCGAAUUCAGCAACUGAAUAAUCAAGUUAAAUUACCAAAAUGCAGGCUACAAAGUAUCUUUUCCUGAUUGCCGCCUUCUUGUACUGCCUAGGUGGCGCUCUGGCUGUGACCUGUGAUGAGGAUCCCACGGAUACCGCCUGCAUUGACUGCACCACCGAUCCCGACAACGCAGAAUGUGCCACCACGACAACGACAACGACAACGACCACAACAACGACAACCACCACACUGGCACCUGCGACGACGGCUGCCCCAACAGCCGCCCCACAAACCACCAAGAAAACGAGAAACGUGAAGAAAGUCACCAUUAAGAAUCUUACAUACAAAGUCACUCGGAAAAUCAAGGUCACCAAUAAGUCUGGUUGAACGAAAAUUCAUCUGAAAAGAUAGUCCUAUACAGCCAAAAUAAAUAAAAAAACUAAUUGAAUAUA
Molecule: messenger RNA, 440 nt
Organism: Drosophila miranda
Lineage: Eukaryota; Metazoa; Arthropoda; Insecta; Diptera; Drosophilidae
Product: salivary glue protein Sgs-3-like
Exons: 1
Coding region: 49-375 (108 amino acids)
Source: RefSeq, a predicted model, not a curated record